Spodoptera littoralis (African cotton leafworm) is the source of this 1500-nucleotide messenger RNA. NCBI's taxonomy places the organism in Eukaryota, Metazoa, Arthropoda, Insecta, Lepidoptera, Noctuidae. The record is from the annotation of a GenBank genome assembly.
AUGUUUUUGCCAGUAAUAUUAUUUGGCUUAGUUGUGCUAUUAUUGUUCACAUACCUCUAUAAAACUGGACGAUAUAAUGAAAGCUACUGGAAGAAACGCGGUGUUAAGUUUUACGAUAGAAGCAAAGCCAUCGGCCCCUAUUGGGAGUUUCUCACAACAAAACGGGCUUUGUUUGAGAUACUUGGUGAUAUCUACAAGGAGUAUAAAGAUGAUCCUGCUGUGGGAAUUGGGCAGUUGUCAACACCGGCGCUAUUUGUUAUACAUCCAAAGAAUGUGCAGCAAGUUCUACAGACUGAUUUCCAAGCCUUCCACCAUAGAGGAAUGGAAAGCGUUGAAGGUGAUCAACUUUCCGAUAAUAUUCUCUUCAUGAAUGGACCCAGAUGGAAGCUUAUGAGGAAGAGUAUGAGUCCAUUAUUCACGGCCAGCAAAUUGAAGAACAUGUACUACAUCAUGGACAAAAGCGCCCAAGACUUUGUGAGUUAUUUAAAAGGAAAUCCUAAAAAACGUGAGAGUGACAUAUACGGCACACUUAUAACCUUCUGUAACGCAGCAAUUUGUGGAGCAGUUUUCGGCAUCGGAUCUGAAUCAACCUUUGAUUCACCGUUCAUCAAACUAGCCGAAAAUAUGUCAGCAACGAAACUCAAGAACGUAUUAAGAUUUGCUAUUAUUGGAAUGAGCCCAAAGGUAGCAAAUAUGUUGGGAAUCAAAUUAUUCAAAGAACACGAAGAUUACUUCAUAAGUUCUAUUGCAGAAGUUAUAAGAAAACGGGAAGCAGAGAAUGUAAAGAGACACGAUUUUGCUGAUUUGUGUAUUACUUUGCAGAAGAACGGAACGUUGAAAGAUGAGACGACAGGGUGUACUAUUGAACCAACGACUGGAUUAUUAUCAGCACAAGCCUUGUUCUUCUUUGCUGCUGGAGUUGAGCCGUGUGCCGUUGUAUUAUUUUCGGUAUUGACUCUUCUUUCUUGCCAUCCAGAAAUAUUAGAAAAAGUGCACAAAGAAAUAGAUGAAAAGUUUGAAAAAUACAAUGGCCAAAUUACUUAUGAUGUUAUCAAUCAAAUGGAAUAUGUAGACAAAGUGUUAAAUGAAGCAACAAGGAUUCUUCCUCCUAAUGGUUAUGUAACACGGCAAUGUGUUCAAGAUACAGUAUUAGAAGUGGGUAAUAUCAAAGUAGAAAAAGGUACAAAAAUUUUUACUCCAAUUUACCAAAUACACCAUGACCCGAGAUUUUAUCCAGAGCCAGAGGUAUUUGAUCCAGAACGGUUCUCUAAGGACAGAAAGCCUAGCGAUGAAAUUUUUAUGCCUUUUGGUAUGGGUAAUCGCAUGUGCUUAGGAGCCAGGUACGCUAAAUUACAAGUACUAGCUGGACUAGUUCACGCUCUGAGACAUUUUACGGUUAAAUCAAAUGCAAAUAUGAAAAAUCUUAUUUUUCAGAAACAUAUACUAAAUGUAAAACCUGACAAUGUAGAUAUAAAACUUGUUCUUAGAAAUAUAAACUAA